Amoebophrya sp. A120 is the source of this 584-nucleotide messenger RNA. The record is from the annotation of a GenBank genome assembly. NCBI's taxonomy places the organism in Eukaryota, Dinophyceae, Syndiniales, Amoebophryaceae.
AUGACAUUCGUCGUGAGAACGAUUUUGCUCCGCAGCUUGCUGUUCAUUGACACCGGCAGUGUGCUAGAGAGAAAGGAAGAUGUAGUUCUUGAAAACGGCGCUGUUAUAUCCGCAGCCAAUCUCCUACUGCCUCCGUCGUCCCCCAGUUUGACCGUAGGCGGCGGGGGACACACUUCCUCUGGCGCCGAAAUAAACAAAGCCGGCACAGAACAACUGGCGAAGACGCGAGGAGCGGUGUUGUCGCCGCCUGGCAAACAAGAACACGGUGAUAGAAGUGACAAGCAAAACACAGGCGCUAACACAGCUGUCGUUGUCCUGAGCAAUGACACCAUGAUUGGCGGCGGAUCAACGUCAAAUGCAAGUGUAUCGAACAAGAAAACGCGGUCCUACACUGGGAGUUCGUCGUCAACGAGCAUCUGGCAGCAAUUUGCGUUGUCCCGGGAAAACGACGGGGUUUUUCAUCAGAAUCGGACCACGCCUGACAUUCAGAAGGCGAACAAGAAUCAUGCCAAUGAUAAAGCGCGCCUGUUGCACACGUUUUCGCACAAGAAGCUGAACUCGGAUGGGUUCCUCGGGAUUAGUCA